AUGUCCUCCCGCCUCCCCGCAAACCCCGCGCCUACCACUUACCCCUCCCCCUUGGAGGGCAUCGACACGAGCAUCCCCCUACCCACGACGAGGAAUGCAGACGGGAAGUCCUUGACGAACCUCGAGCCAAGGGUACGGUCAAGAGCGUACGAGGAGUUUGUGGAGCCGAUCACGAAGAAUAACAAUGGCUUCGACUUUCAUAUCUACUACAUGCAAUCCGUACCCGCUCAACUGCAGUUCGCGCGCGAGCUCCACGAACGUAUUCGUCGCGAGUUUCCUGAGUUGCGCAUCUAUACGUUCUGGGAGAAGCCUGUCGGUCCCCACCCCGUAGCAAUGUUCGAAGUGAACACCUUCACGCCGCACCAAACCGGCGCGCUUUUCUCCUGGCUCGCGGUGCACCGCGGCCCACUGAGCGUACUCAUCCACCCAAACACGGACGAUGCGUACAGGGACCACACGGAGCUGCCAACGUGGAUGGGGAAGCCGUGGCCAUUGUAUACAGAUCUGCUGAAGGGGCAUUGA
This is a messenger RNA of Schizophyllum commune H4-8, 522 nucleotides long. RefSeq lists its product as uncharacterized. The record is from RefSeq and is a predicted model, not a curated record. Bases 1 to 522 code for a protein of 173 amino acids. The transcript is spliced from 3 exons. Lineage: Eukaryota; Fungi; Basidiomycota; Agaricomycetes; Agaricales; Schizophyllaceae.